Molecule: messenger RNA, 3053 nt
Organism: Raphanus sativus (radish)
Lineage: Eukaryota; Viridiplantae; Streptophyta; Magnoliopsida; Brassicales; Brassicaceae
Product: transcription factor GTE8
Exons: 11
Coding region: 598-2766 (722 amino acids)
Molecular function (GO): protein binding
Source: RefSeq, a predicted model, not a curated record
UUCUGUAUCCAAACCUUAUUUUUCUCUCACGCGAAAAAGCUCUGAUAUUUUACAAAUCGCCGACGAUUCGAUCUCGAGAGUCUCUAGGUUUGUUUCCGUAAUUCGAUUCGAGAUUCUAGGGUUUGUUGUUGUUUCAAUCUUCUUCUGCUUCGUGAAGCGUUUGGUUUGGUUUGGUUUGGUUGGUUCACGGAUCUUUGGGGGCGAUUUUUCGUUCUAGGGUUUCUGUAAAAUUCCCCCCUUUUCCCGGAAUAAUUGCUUCCCUUUUGAUUGGUACUUCGUGGGGAGCUCGCAAGUCGCAUCUGAGGUUGAUUGAGGUUUGAAAGUUCCUGUCUUGGUUUGAUUUGAAGUUGAUUUCCGUGGAGGAGGGCUCGUGAAGAUUCAGCUAUUUGGAGCUGCUAAUGGUAACAUUCAAUCUGGUUUGGUUAUGGGUUUUUGCUAAAUUGAAUGAUUAGAGCUGGAAAAGAAGGUUUCAUUUGAUUUGGCAUCUGAUUAGGGCUCCAAAAACUAUAUAAGUGAAAUUGGGUCUCUUGCAAAUUGUGAUUUUUAGAAGCGAGGAAGGGUUUUAUAUUUGUUGAAGUUCUUUCUUGCCAAAAGGAAAUGGUUGAGAGUGCUGCUUUCCCUGGAGGGUAUUAUCGGAAUACUUUCGAGGCGCCUGAUGAAUCAGAGGGCUCUGGAAGCUCUGCGCAGAUUGAUACUGAGGUCACUGCAUCUGAGAACUCAAGCACUCCUGCACGAAACUGUGUUAAGUUGAGUUCUGAUGAUGAAGAUCCUUACGGUGUCCAGAGACGAGUCAUUUCUUUGUAUAGCAUGUCACAAUCCGAGAGGAAAGAUUUGAUUCAUCGGCUCAAACUGGAGCUAGAGCAGACUAAGAUAGUUCUUAAGAAUGCUGAGUUGCAGAGGAUGAACACACCCUCCGUGUCGUCCACUAGUGCCAGAAUGGGUUUUAGCUCUGCUCAAAAGGUAUCAUCAUCUCGAGUCAGCAAUUCGAAGAGGCCAUCUGAUUUUGCAAUGGGGCCUGGAAAGAAUGUUAGGCAGCAGCCUGGGACGGCUUCUCGUGGAUGGAACCGUGGCUCCACCGGGAAGUUUGAGUCUUCCGCUAAAGAGUCUAUCCCUAGCGCUACUAACGUGACACUGAUGAAGCAAUGUGACACGCUGCUGAAAAAGCUGUGGUCUCAUCCGCAUUCUUGGGUUUUCCAGGCGCCGGUUGAUGUAGUGAAGCUUAACAUACCAGACUAUCUCACUAUCAUCAAGCAUCCCAUGGACUUAGGGACGAUAAAGAAGAACUUAGCAUCUGGUGGAUACUCAAGUCCACAUGAGUUUGCUGCUGAUGUGAGGCUUACAUUUGCAAACGCGAUGACAUAUAACCCUCCAGGGCAUGAUGUUCACAUUAUGGGGGAUAUCCUAAGUAAACUGUUUGAAGCGCGGUGGAAACUUAUUGAAAAGAAACUACCAGUGUGUAGCAUGCAAACUUUGCCUGCAACCACAUUGGAACCUCGUGAGGAGAAGAGAACUGCUGUGUUUGUUCCUCCGGCGAAGAAGAGAAAGAUGGUUUCUCCUGUUAGAGAGAGUGUUCCUGAACCAGUGAAACCACUUAUGACAGCAGAGGAGAGGCAUAGAUUGGGGAAACAGCUCGAGUCACUACUGGAGGAACUUCCUGCACAGAUCAUUGACUUCUUGAAGAAACACAGUUCAAAUGGAGGAGAAAUUGCGGAAGAUGAAAUCGAGAUAGACAUCGAUGUUCUAAGUGAUGAAGUACUAUUCAGUCUAAAAAAGCUGCUGGAUGAACAUAUCCAAGAGAAAGAAGCGAAGCAGUCGAGCGUUGAGCCAUGCGAAAUAGAGCUUCUCAAUGGAUCAGGACCUAGCAAUUCGUUGCUGCAACGAGGGAGUGACAUGGCUGAUGAGUAUGUCGGUGGGAACGAACCUCCCAUCUCAAGGAGCUCCAGUGAUUCUGAGUCUGGGAGCUCUGAAGAUCAGUCUGAUGACGCUAAACCCAUGAUCCAAGAAGGUGCUUCCAAGAUACCUGAAACUACAAAUUCUGAGGCUCAAAGAGAUGAAGAUACGAGGAUUGAUGGUCUUCUUGAUGGAAGUGAAUCAAAUGGUGCUCCGGAACCAAUGGAUAAUACAUCUCAGCAAAAGCCUAGUUCUGAUGAAACAGAUGGUCAGCAUGAUGGAAAUACAGUGGAAAAUCCGGCUUCAUCUGAGAAGAAAUAUAGAGCUGCGCUGUUGAAGAACAAGUUUGCAGAUAUCAUUCUAAAAGCACGCGAGAAAACACUACCACAGAAUAGUAAUAAGGGCGAUCCGGAAAAGCUUCGCAAGGAAAGAGAAGAACUCGAACUGAAGAAGAAGAAAGAGAGAGCACGGCUACAAGCUGAGGCAGAGGCAGCUGAAGAUGCUCGUCGCCAAGCUGAAGCAGAGGCCGCUGCAGAAGCUGCUGCCGAGUCCAAGCGACAGAGAGAAGUUGAAAGAGAAGCCGCUCGCCAAGCUUUAUUAAAGAUGGAGAAAACUGUGGAGAUCAACGAGAACUCGCGGUUCCUGGAGGACCUAGAGAUGCUGAGAUCGAGUGCGCCGGAGCAGUUACUUAGCUCAGUAGAUGAAAUCAGCCCCGAGAGAACUUUAGACGCCCUGGGAAGUUUCAACAUCAGAGGAAUGAACCCUCUUGAGCAACUCGGAUUGUACAUGAAAGAAGAUGAUGAUGAAGAAGAACCCGAGGCUCCUCCUGCUGUUCCAAAGCUAGCCACAGACGUGGAAGAAGGUGAAAUCGAUUGAAAAAUUAAGUGUAAACAUAUGUAUGAAACAAUAGCCAGGGCUGGUACACAGACACACAAGAAAGAGAUGUUUAAGCCCACUCCAUGGCUUUUAUGAGCUACGGAAUGGUUUUCUCUUAAAGUGUGGUGUGUGAAUAUGUAAAAGAAGAAGCAAACGAUUAAAACUUCACGAGGAGUCCUUAGUGUAUGAUAUAACAAAAAAAAUGGAUAAAAAAACAGGCAAGACCAUUGUCUGUGUAAGGAUUUUAUGUAGUACAUUUGUUCUAGAUGACUCCUUUUGAAAUGAUC